This is a messenger RNA of Erythranthe guttata (spotted monkey flower), 756 nucleotides long. Lineage: Eukaryota; Viridiplantae; Streptophyta; Magnoliopsida; Lamiales; Phrymaceae. The record is from RefSeq and is a predicted model, not a curated record.
AUGGCCGUCACCACCCCUUCUUCUCCCUCCAACGCCCCUCUCAAUCCUUUUCACCUUGCUCAUGCCAUCUCUAAUAUCAAAUCUCUUAUCCCCGUUACUCUAGAUCUGAAAAAUCCUAAUUAUAAAAAAUGGAGCCACUUUUUCACAAUUACCGUCGGUCGUUUCUGCCUCUCCGAUCUUCUACAUGGAAAACCCCGACCGGAUUCGAUUUCCGCCGAUGAAUGGCAGCGCGCCGACUAUCUCCUCCAAUCUUGGAUCUACGGCACCAUCUGCGACGAUCUAUCGAGCAUGGUUCUCUCAAAAACCUCCACCGCCAGUGAUCUAUGGACCGCCAUCUCUUCUCUCCUCACCGAUAACAAAGAUUAUCUAGCCAUUCAACUUGAAGAAAAAUUCAAGUCCCUCAAGAAAGGCACUCUCUCCAUUCACGAUUAUUGCCAAAUAAUCAAAACCACGGCGGACAACUUGGCGGAUGUCGGAAACCCAAUCCCCGACAAACAACUUGUCCUACAAACCCUACAUGGCCUUCCAAAAAAUUACGGGACCGUCGCCAACCUCAUCUCCUUUCAGAAUCCUCUUCCCACCUUUCUACAGACUCGAUCGGUUCUUCAGAUGGAAGAAACAAGAAUUGCUGAACCGGAGCAGACCGCUGUUGUUUUCUACGCCUCCAACGCGAACUGUCCAUCCAACAGUUGCAACGGUUCCUGCAACAGUUCCCGCGGUGGUAGUUCUUCGCGCUAUCAGCGCGGGAGUGGCUGA